AGGCAAGUAUUUAGUCAUUCUGCAUGAAAGCUGCACACACACUUGUCUGCUCAAGUCCACUCUAACUUGUGGACCAAUAGGGAGGUAUUUCUCUGUUCCCUGCGGAUCCGAGGACCACGAUUUGAUUUACUCUUUUUCCAUUCUUGUGUAAACUGUGCGUCGUGACCACAGGAUACUUUUACGCACAGUUAUUCAACGCUCACAAGGACAAUGCCUCGAUCCUUCUUGGUCAAAAAGUACUUCGCGAAACAAAAGCCAAACUACAGUGAACUGGAAUGUCAAAAUGACACUUCACUGGAGAGGUUUCCUCUUGCUGAGCUCUCAUCAGGGGACAACACCUCCACUGCCACCUGCUUCACAACAGGCCUGGUGUGGGACCUGAGUGUCCUGCCUGCCCUCUACCUGCCCACCUCUCAAACAGAGCCCUCUGCCACCCCGGGUCCCCUGGACCUCAGCUCUCCAUCCAGCCUCAGCAGCAGUGCCAGCAGUUGUGGAGAGGAGGAUGAAGGCCGCACCUCAGACCCCCCCAGCCCCGAACCUGUACACACGUAUGCCCCUCGCCAGCGGAUGAAAUGCACCGGCGUUAUGCCCCAUCUCAGUCCCCCUGAGGAGGAGGAGGAGAGGGAGGCCCCUGUCACAGCAGCCAGACCAGCGUUUCUCUGCAAACACUGCCCCAAAGAGUACACAAGCCUCGGGGCUCUGAAGAUGCACAUCCGCUCACACACCCUGCCCUGUGUGUGCACCACCUGUGGAAAGGCUUUCUCCAGGCCGUGGCUGCUGCGUGGCCAUAUUCGCACACACACAGGUGAGCGCCCAUUCUCCUGCCCCCACUGCAACAGGGCCUUCGCUGACCGCUCCAACCUGCGGGCUCAUCUGCAGACCCACGCUGAGGUGAAGAAGUACCAGUGUGGCGUCUGCUCUCGCACCUUCAGCCGCAUGUCGCUGCUGCAGAAACACAGCUCCUCCGGUUGCUGUUCCUCCACGGUGUGAGACACCUCAGAGAGAGAGACAGUGGGUACCCAGUCCGAGCUCAGGGCAGCAGAGGGGCUACACGCCCUGGAGAGGGGGUCUAUACAAGCCCAGCUGGCCUGUUGAUGACCUGUAAGGCCACAAAGAGCAUGAAAUGGCCUACUUUAAGAGACCUGGAGGGAAUCAAGCCUCAUUAUGGAUCUGACUUUACAAGCCGUUUAGCUUCUCUGCUCUGUGAAAAAAAAAACAUCUGAGAAGCAGAUUUUUUUUUUCUCCCAAUCUAGAUUGAGGCUGGACCAAAUCUGAACUGAGCAACGCCGACACUCACUCGAUAUCAGCCCCUUUGUUGCUAUUGUGCCCAUUCCAAAGACCAAAUAUGUAGUGAACUCAUUGGGGUAAGAGGUGUUCUUUCCUGUCUCUGUCCUGGUGCCGGCCAGCUCAGGAUCAUAGCCUACACACAGCUGCUGAGAGGUAGGGGUGCGUGGGUGGAAUAAAUCUCUCAGCGUGCCUCACAACACACACACACACACACACACACACACACACAGUCACACACACA
Messenger RNA from Epinephelus moara (kelp grouper), 1528 nucleotides. RefSeq names its product snail family zinc finger 1a (gene snai1a). The transcript is spliced from 3 exons. The record is from RefSeq and is a predicted model, not a curated record. Lineage: Eukaryota; Metazoa; Chordata; Actinopteri; Perciformes; Serranidae. Gene Ontology annotation, molecular function: RNA polymerase II cis-regulatory region sequence-specific DNA binding; DNA-binding transcription factor activity, RNA polymerase II-specific. The coding region runs from base 211 to 990 and encodes 259 amino acids. Gene Ontology annotation, biological process: regulation of DNA-templated transcription.